GAUGUAAUUGACUGAGUCGGCAAUUAUAAAUAUCGGGCUGUCCGUUUCCCUUUACAUAAACAAACUGCAGAGAAGAAAACUGCUCUCUCUGCUUCCUCUUCCUCUCUGCGAAGCAAAAAUGAAGUCUUCCUCAAGCCCCAGAAGGAAAGCUCGGGGCUUGGUGAUGGCACUGUUGAAUACGUUAAUCAUGCUACUUUUCGUAUCCAUGGAAGACAUCGAGGCCCAGAGGGUCAGGAAGAAGCCGGACUGCCUUGAAUACGAGGCCAUCAGCUGCCGGGCACACAGCGCGUCCCUCACGGACUUUGGGGCGGUCAGCGAUGGAGCCACCUCCAACACAGCUGCGUUCCAGGCUGCGGUCAACCACCUGAGCCAGUUCGCGUCCGAUGGCGGCUCCCAGCUCUUCGUCCCGCCCGGCAAGUGGCUGACCGGAAGCUUCAACCUGACCAGCCACUUCACGCUCUUCCUCCACCGGGACGCCGUGAUUCUUGCUUCUCAGGAAGAGAGCGAAUGGCCUGUUAUCGAUCCACUGCCAUCCUAUGGCCGGGGAAGAGACGCCGAAGGCGGGAGAUAUGCUAGUCUGAUUUUUGGAACCAACCUCACCGAUGUUAUCAUAACAGGGGACAACGGCACCAUCGAUGGUCAGGGUGCCCUGUGGUGGGACAAGUUCCACAAAGGGGAGCUGAACUACACGAGGCCUUACCUCAUUGAGAUCAUGUACUCUGAUAAAGUUCAGAUUUCCCACCUCACUCUCCUCAACUCCCCUUCUUGGAAUGUCCAUCCUGUUUACAGCAGCAAUGUGAUUGUUCAAGGCAUCACGAUCAUCGCGCCGGUGCAUUCCCCCAACACCGAUGGAAUCAACCCGGAUUCUUGCACAAAUACCCGCAUCGAAGACUGCUAUAUUGUAUCCGGUGAUGACUGUGUGGCGGUCAAGAGCGGCUGGGACGAGUACGGGAUAGCUUAUGGGAUGCCCACCAAGCAGUUGGUUAUCAGACGACUCACUUGCAUUUCCCCCACGAGUGCAGUGAUUGCACUAGGCAGUGAGAUGUCGGGCGGGAUCCAGGAUGUUCGAGCAGAGGACAUCCUCGCCAUCGACUCGGAGUCCGGGGUCAGGAUAAAGACUGCUGUUGGCAGAGGGGCAUAUGUGAAGGACAUCUACGUGCGAAGAAUGACCAUGAAAACGAUGAAGUGGGUGUUUUGGAUGACUGGCAAUUAUGGUUCCCACCCCGAUAACAACUACGACCCUAAUGCCAUUCCCGUGAUCCAGAACAUCAAUUACCGCGACAUGGUCGCCGAGAACGUGAUGAUGGCAGGGAGGCUCGAGGGGAUUCCUGGGGACACAUUCACUGGGAUCUGCAUAUCGAACGUGACUAUCACGCUGACAAAGAAGCCACAGAAACUCCAGUGGAACUGCACUGAUGUCGCAGGGAUUACAAGCGGAGUGGUUCCAAAGCCGUGCGAUCUGCUGCCAGACCAGGGCCCUGAGAAGCCGAUAACAUGUGAAUUUCCCGAAGAUAGGCUCCCAAUUGAGGAUUUGGAGCUAGAAACAUGUUUUUACAGAAGAAGCCACUGGUGACGAAGGAAUAGAAGCUCCGAAUCUCUCUCAUUAUACUUUACAUUGAAUUGUCACUGCGCCAAAUCGAAGGUUUUUCUUCAUAUAUAGAAAGUUGAUAUCCACAAUAUUUAUUUCGUGAUUGCGACAAUAGAAAAUCGUAUGACAUGAAUGGAACAAAAACAUGACAAUGUCCGAUGAGCGAA
Punica granatum (pomegranate) is the source of this 1755-nucleotide messenger RNA. NCBI's taxonomy places the organism in Eukaryota, Viridiplantae, Streptophyta, Magnoliopsida, Myrtales, Lythraceae. The record is from RefSeq and is a predicted model, not a curated record.